GCGCGCUUCUUGGCCAUGCAGAAGCUGCUCCAGCAGCUGCCCGCCAGUGCGGCCAACUUGGUGAAGUCCCAGCAUGGCAAGAAGGGCGAAGAGGCCAAGAGUCCGGUGUUGGUGGCCGAUGGCCCGCAGCAGACCUGGUACAGUGCCUUGGAAGGGGACGAGAUGAGGCUCCUGAAAGCGCCCGACCAGGAGGCGGCCGCCCCGCAAGACGGCGGCGUUGACAGCAGUGUGGCCCAGCCGCUACGACAUGAUGACUUGAAGGAGAUGCUGGACAGCAACAAGGAUUCCCUGAAGCUGGAGGCCAUGAAGCGGAUUGUAGCGAUGAUAGCCAGAGGCAAGAACGCAUCUGACCUCUUCCCAGCCGUGGUGAAAAACGUGGCCUGCAAGAAUAUCGAGGUAAAGAAGCUCGUGUACGUCUAUUUGGUCCGAUACGCGGAAGAACAGCAAGAUUUGGCAUUGCUCUCCAUUUCUACCUUUCAGCGCGGACUCAAGGACCCUAACCAGCUGAUCCGGGCCAGUGCUCUGCGGGUUCUCUCCAGCAUCCGCGUUCCCAUUAUUGUACCCAUCAUGAUGCUAGCCAUCAAAGAGGCAGCGUCGGACAUGUCCCCCUACGUGCGCAAAACGGCAGCUCAUGCCAUCCCCAAACUAUACAGCCUCGACUCCGAUCAGAAGGAUCAAUUGAUAGAGGUCAUCGAAAAGUUGCUGGCGGAUAAGACCACGCUGGUGGCCGGCAGUGUGGUGAUGGCCUUCGAGGAGGUUUGCCCGGAGCGGAUUGACCUCAUCCACAAGAACUACCGCAAACUGUGCAACUUGCUGAUCGACGUGGAGGAGUGGGGGCAGGUGGUCAUCAUCAACAUGCUGACGCGAUACGCUCGCACCCAGUUCCUGAGCCCUACUCAAAACGAAUCCCUUCUGGAAGAAAACGCUGAGAAAGCUUUCUACGGGUCCGAAGAGGAAGACUCCAAGGACAACAAGACGGAACCGGCAUCUCUGGUGAAACGCAAGCCUUACGUGAUGGAUCCUGACCACCGCCUGCUCCUGCGUAACACCAAACCCCUGCUGCAGAGCCGCAAUGCUGCGGUGGUAAUGUCGGUGGCCCAGCUGUAUUUCCACUUAGCACCAAAAGCCGAGGUCGGGGUCAUCGCAAAGGCCUUAGUUCGCCUCCUCAGGAGCCACAGUGAGGUCCAGUACGUGGUGCUCCAGAAUGUGGCCACUAUGUCUAUUAAGCGGAGGGUGAGUAUCUGUUUUCUCUUUUUCGUUGGAGAGGGGAAGGAUUCUGUUUGUUUAGAUUUUUGUUCCCCGUUUUUCUCCUCAGCAGGCACCCAAAGUAGCAUUUUCUCCAUGCAGCCACCACUUCUGGCCGCCAACCUGAAAGCUGACAAGAUUGGGCUAGUCUCGCCAUCAAUGUCGGGGCCUCUAACCGCUACACAACACUGUAUCAUAGAGUUGGAGGACUUAAAGAUGGCAGAGAGACAUCAGGAACAGUUACCUGACUUAGGGAAAAAAGAUAACCCAAGACUGAUCUUGGGUUAUCUUUUCCCCCUAGGUGAAUUAAUCAGCCCUGUAUUUGGCGCGGUGAAGACCUACGAGCUGCUGCACCGUAUGACCGGGGAGGGACUCUCUGUUGAGUAUCACUUCAGCCGUCAGCCUUUUACGGCCGACCUGCGGAUGGUCGCUGUCCAGAUCCAGAUUUCCAACAACACGGCCACCGAGGUGAAGAAUAUCUGCAUCAACGAGCCGAAGCUCCUUUCCGGCAUGCGCGUCCAGGAGUUCAAAGAAAUCGAAUCCCUCCCUCCUGGAGAGACGAUCAAUGUAGUGAUGGGCAUUGAUUUCUGUGACUCGACCCAGGCAGCCAGCUUUCAGUUGUGUACGCACACGCGCCAGUUUUAUGUGUCCAUCCAGCCCCCGGUGGGAGAGCUCAUGGCUCCUGUCUUCAUGAGUGAAAAUGAGUUCAAGAAGGAACAAGGAAAGCUGACGGGUAUGAGUGAGAUCACAGAGAAGCUGACCCUGCCCGAAAAAUGCCAGAGCGACCAUGUGCUUGUGCAACAAGUAACAGCCGCCGCCAACGUUAGCCGUGUGCCCUGUGGGUCGGACAAGGAAUAUCGAUUUGCUGCUAAGACGGUUAGCAGUGGAAGCCUCAUCCUUAUCACCCUGGAGAAGAAGGCCGGAAAUGCGGCACACCUGACCAUCAACAGCGAGAAGAUGUUGAUCGGCACCAUGCUGGUGAAGGACAUCAUCCACUCCUUGACGCAGUAACCUGGGCGGCUUCUCUCUGUAGCCGUGGCUGCUUCCAACAACCCACCUUUCCUUCCUUUUCUGUCCGCAGCCAGUCCGUGGUUUGGCCCACUGCGUCCCUGUCCCCGGCUUGCCUUGCUAUGUUAUGUCCCUGUGUAAAGUACAGGUUGAGUCUAAAGGAGGGGAGCAGGGAAUAAUUCACCAUAGAUCAUGGAGAGCCGACACUGGGGUGGGAAUUAGCACAGCAGAAAAUAGAAGGAUUUGGGGGUUCUGGGGAAUGCUGAAGAAUUUGUUCAGUUUCCUUUGCUGCACAGGGGGGUGGGUCUGUUCCGUUCCUCUAGUUUCUGUUUUGUGGCUGUAUUUAUUAAUGAUAAUUUGGCGGAGACGUUUCAAUAAAAUUCUUCCUGCAGCUGG
Messenger RNA from Sphaerodactylus townsendi, 2649 nucleotides. RefSeq names its product AP-3 complex subunit beta-2-like. Lineage: Eukaryota; Metazoa; Chordata; Lepidosauria; Squamata; Sphaerodactylidae. Gene Ontology annotation, cellular component: membrane coat. Gene Ontology annotation, biological process: vesicle-mediated transport; anterograde synaptic vesicle transport; intracellular protein transport. The record is from RefSeq and is a predicted model, not a curated record. The transcript has 17 exons. The coding region runs from base 16 to 2256 and encodes 746 amino acids.